AUGGAAAAGAAGGGAAACGGAAAGAAGAUUCGAUAUUUGAACACAAAUUUCAAAUUUCAUGCACAUGCUGCAGGUAAUCCAAAUAAAAUAUCUCACCUUUUGGAACUGCAAAGUUUGGGAAAAUUGGAGAUCUUUGGGGCAGAUUUAAGAGUUGAAGAAGAUUUUGAUGCUCCUAUUUCUGGCUGUGAACUUGUAUUCCAAUUUGCUACACCUGCCAGCUUUGCUUCUGAAGAUCCUGAGAAUGACGUGAUCAAACCAGCAAUCUUAGGCGUAUUGAAUGUGUUGAAAGCAUGUGCUAGAGCAAAAGAAGUCAAACGAGUCAUCUUAACAUCUUCAACUGCUGCAGUAACCGUUAACAAACUCAAUGGGACAGAUUUAGUCAUGGAUGAAAGCAAUUGGACAGAUGUUGAGUACUUGAGGACUGCAAAACCUCAUGGUUGGGGAUAUCCUGCCUCUAAAGCACUGGAAGAGAAAGCUGCAUGGAAAUUUGCUGAAGAAAAUCACAUUGAUCUGAUCACUGUGAUACCUACUCUCACAACUGGUCCUUCUAUCACUAAAGACAUCCCCACCAGUGUUGUGUUGGCUACGUCCCUUAUAAUAGGGAAUGAUUUCUUCCUUAAGGCUUUCAAAGAUAUUCAAUUGCUGUCAGGUUCAAUAUCUAUCACACAUGUGGAGGAUAUCUGCCGUGCGCAUGUGUUUUUGGCAGAGAAAGAAUCAGCUUCUGGCAGAUACAUUGUCUGUGCUCAUAAUACCAGCAUUCCUGAACUUGCAAAGUUUCUAAGAAAAAGAUACCCUCAGUUCCAAAUUCCAACCGAAUUCGAUGAUAUCCCCUCCAAGGCAAAGUUUGUCAUCUCUUCAGAGAAGCUUGUAAAAGAAGGGUUCAGAUUCAAGCAUGGAAUUGAAGAAAUUUUUGAACACAGUUUGGACUACUUAGGCAGUAAGGGGGCACUCAAACUAAAUUUUGAUCAUUUUGAUCAUUCUAGUUAAGUACGACUCAGUUAUAGCAUUCAGUGUGUAAAUUCUAUCUUUUUUUAUUUAAGUCAUUGUCAGUACAAUAGUUUUAUAGCUAUAUAAAAAGGAUAAAGUCCUA
This is a messenger RNA of Vigna radiata var. radiata (mung bean), 1090 nucleotides long. Its product is annotated as anthocyanidin reductase ((2S)-flavan-3-ol-forming). The record is from RefSeq and is a predicted model, not a curated record. Gene Ontology annotation, molecular function: anthocyanidin reductase activity; oxidoreductase activity, acting on the CH-OH group of donors, NAD or NADP as acceptor. Lineage: Eukaryota; Viridiplantae; Streptophyta; Magnoliopsida; Fabales; Fabaceae. The transcript has 6 exons. Bases 1 to 987 code for a protein of 328 amino acids.